This is a messenger RNA of Lepus europaeus (European hare), 658 nucleotides long. RefSeq names its product host cell factor C1 regulator 1 (gene HCFC1R1). Bases 195 to 542 code for a protein of 115 amino acids. The transcript is spliced from 4 exons. Lineage: Eukaryota; Metazoa; Chordata; Mammalia; Lagomorpha; Leporidae. The record is from RefSeq and is a predicted model, not a curated record.
GCCUCACCACUAACGGCCGGCCCGGCGCGAAGGCGGACACCGCGAACCUGCCCGAAACCCAGCAACAGAGGCUAGCGCCGCGGAGCCCCCCGACACCGAAGAGCGGUGCCCACGGCAGCCCGGGCCACGCCCUCGGAGACCCCGCCCCUUGCCGCCCGGCUCCCACCCCUCUGCCCGCACGACCCGGGACCCUAAUGAUCCUGCCGAAGCCGCUGGAGCGGGGCCCCCGGAGCCGGGCCCUGCGCGACCCCCGGGCCGUCUCGGGCACGAGUCGCGGCCUGGACGCCAGGGAGCCCGUGCGCAAGCACUCCCCGUCGGAGGAGAGCAUGGCCACCCACUUCUCUCGGCUCAGCCUGCACAACGACCACCCCUACUGCAGCCCCCCCGGGGUCUCCCCCCCACCCAGCCGCCCUAGCUCGGAGGUGCUGCUCUGGCGCUACCCGGGGAGCCUGAUCCCCGAGGCCCUGCGGCUGCUGAGGCUGGGGGACCCCCCGACGCCCUCCCACCCUGCGACCCCAGCCGGCGACGGGAUGGAACUCUGAGUGCCCACCUCCCCAGCUGCACCGCGGAGGGGCCAGCCGCCUGCCCGGCCUCCUUGCCUCCGGACCUCGCAGCCCCAUGGGGGCAGGAGCGUGGGAAGGGAGACUGUGUCCCUGGG